AUGGACAGUAAUACUUCUUUCCCUUUCAUUCUUUCUCUUUUCUUUUUCUCUUCUUUUCAGUUUUUAUUUUCUACUUUGUCUUCUAUUGCAUAUUUAUUCCGUGUCUUUCUUUCUUUCUUUCUUUUGUCUAUCUCAUUUCCUGAAUUUCUUUCUUUCUUUCUUUCUUUCUUUCUUUCUUUCUUUCUUUCUUUCUUUUGUCUAUAUCAUUUCCUGAAUUUCUUAUUUAUUUCUCAUUCACUUUUUAUUCCCAUUCUUUCUUUCUUUCUUUCUUUCUUUCGUUAUUCUCUUUCUUUCUUUCUUUCGUUAUUCUCUUUCUUUCUUUCUGUCUUUCUUUCUUUCUUUUCCCUAUCUCUUCUAUUUCUCAUUCACUUUCUAAAUUCCUACUUUCUUUUAUUUCAUUCCUACAUCCUUUAUUUCUUUCUUUCUUUCUUUCUUUCUUUCUUUCUUUCUUUCUUUCUUUUCUCCCUUCAAUAUAUUUAUUGUUUCCCUUUUUUCUUCUUCAUCAUUUCCUUUAAAUUUCUUUUCUUUUGCCCCUCUUUCUCACUUCCUUCUUUCUUUUUACCUUACCUAAAUCAUUUUAUUUUUCUGAUGAUUCUUUCUCCUUUCCUUUUUUCUCUCUCUCUUUCUUCUUUUCUUUUUCUCAUUUUUCCCUCUUUCUUGUUUUUCUUUUUGUUUUUCCUCCCUUCUCUUUUCCUUCUCGUUUGUUCUUUCUUUCCUUUUUUUCUUUUUUCGAACUCAUGA
Molecule: messenger RNA, 741 nt
Organism: Acanthosepion pharaonis
Lineage: Eukaryota; Metazoa; Mollusca; Cephalopoda; Sepiida; Sepiidae
Source: the annotation of a GenBank genome assembly